GAUAACUAAUAUUGAUAAAUAAAAAGAAGCUAUAAUUUAUGUAGUUGAGAUAGGAGAAAAAACUGAAUUGAAAAUUGUAUUUGAUAAAUAAUUACUAUUUUAGGGUCGUAUACCUGAUUGUGAUAUUAAAUUAAGAGAUAUAUCUGUAUCAAGAGUACAUGCAACUAUUAAAUUAAUUCCGACUAGUAAACAUACUCUUGAAAGUCCUGAUUACAUAAUUAGAAUUCAAAAUAACAAAAGUAAGUUUGGAACUCUUGUUCUUGCUUAAGAUUAAGAUUUACUUAAGAUUCCUGAAGAAGGAAUAUAACCUAAUAUCUUAUUUUAAACAGGAAGAGUCUUAUUUUAAUGCACAAAAUAAAAGAAAUAAAAUUAAAAGACAACCUACAAACAUCCUGAAAAUAUUACUCUUACAUUAAAUUAAACUAAAUAAUAAUUUGAAUAAUAAGAAGUUUAAGAAUCAUUCGUUACUCAUGAUGAGCUUAUGGAAAGUGAUAUUAUCUUAAACAAUUCAUAACCAUUUUAAUAAUAAUAAUAAUAAUAAUUUAAUAUAAUCCCUCUCAAAGAUGAUUGUAUUAAAGAUGAAUUAUGAUAAAUCAUUCAUUUUUGAAUUGAUUGAAUUAAUAUAUGAUUUAUAUUUUUAUUAUUAUGUGAUCAAUUAUUAAUUCUCUUUUUUAAAAAUGUCAUAAAAUGAGAUUAAUUCUAGAACAUUUAAUUGA
Molecule: messenger RNA, 716 nt
Organism: Paramecium sonneborni
Lineage: Eukaryota; Ciliophora; Oligohymenophorea; Peniculida; Parameciidae
Source: the annotation of a GenBank genome assembly